Pyricularia grisea is the source of this 680-nucleotide messenger RNA. RefSeq lists its product as uncharacterized. The record is from RefSeq and is a predicted model, not a curated record. NCBI's taxonomy places the organism in Eukaryota, Fungi, Ascomycota, Sordariomycetes, Magnaporthales, Pyriculariaceae. The coding region runs from base 110 to 523 and encodes 137 amino acids. The transcript has 2 exons.
UACGAGGGCCCCAAUUCCUAAUUUUCAUUAUCACCAUUCGCCCUCUUUUCUUCUUCUAUAGACCGAAAACAUCUAAACUGCAAAUGUCGCAGGAGCCUUGACGUCAGUCAUGUCUCGGUACGAUGUCCUGAGGCGGGAAGAGGCCGUCGGCGCCGGACGCGCGGCCGCCCAAGCCGGUGUUGUCGGAGCCGCACGCUGGGGUGUCGGCUUCGCGAUCCUGGGCGGCAUCGGCUAUGCCAUAUCGCCGAUAUAUAGGGGGUUGACGAUUCAAUUCAAGACUUACAUUCAAAUGUCGGGCAUGGUAUUUGGCGGCAUGAUCGAGGCAGACAGGGGACUCAGGAGUUUCGAGGCUGAGCAGAGGUCGCGGAGGCGAGCGGCCAGGAAUCAAGUCGCGUGGGAGGCGUAUGAGAAGGAGUUGAGGGCGCUCGAAGGUGAGGAGGAUAUGAAUUUUCCGGACCAAAGGCAGGGAACCAAGGGCAGUGAAACCCUUAGCAAGCCAGGCGACGCAUCAGACUCGAAGUAAAAAGAGUCUCGAGAUGAGCGGGCUCAGGAUUGCACAUCCACAGCAAUGUACAGGCUGGUCCAAGUUAUCCACUCCGACUCGGUGCAAUCAACACACUCCUAUAUCGUACUUGAUCUUCAAUUAAGUCUAAAAAAAAACAUUCAAAUAUCAACAAUCA